AUGGCAAUGGGUGGCGGCGGCGGCGUCCCGGAGCGGGAAGACGCCGUGCUGUUCCGGCGUGGAACAGGCCAGAGCUACGACGCUGACAUCUGGGAUGAUACGGCACUGAUCAAGGCCUAUGAUAAAGCUGUAGCUUCCUUUAAGAAUGCUCUAAAGAAUGGAGAAAUUUGUGAAGCUACUGACAAACCAAAACUCACACCUAAAAGAAAGCCUACUAAGAAGAAAAAGAGCCAGAAAAAGACCGUCAUGACUCCACUGAAGCAGUGGAAAGUUGGUGAUAAAUGUUCCGCCAUUUGUUCUGGAGGCCAAAAGUCUGAAGCCACAACAUUGGUGGAGUUGUGGUCUCUGAAGGAUAUAAGCAAGGAUCCUGACUCUUCAAUCUUUGUAACUCCCGCCAAAUGA
Messenger RNA from Echinops telfairi (small Madagascar hedgehog), 402 nucleotides. Its product is annotated as survival of motor neuron protein-like. NCBI's taxonomy places the organism in Eukaryota, Metazoa, Chordata, Mammalia, Afrosoricida, Tenrecidae. The record is from RefSeq and is a predicted model, not a curated record. The transcript has 2 exons. Bases 1 to 402 code for a protein of 133 amino acids.